Molecule: messenger RNA, 1473 nt
Organism: Fukomys damarensis (Damara mole-rat)
Lineage: Eukaryota; Metazoa; Chordata; Mammalia; Rodentia; Bathyergidae
Exons: 4
Coding region: 24-785 (253 amino acids)
Source: RefSeq, a predicted model, not a curated record
CCUUAACUCUGGGGCUUCUGGGGAUGGAGAGGGGGGCAUUUCCAGGAAUACACAUUCUCUUCCCACAGAAACGCGAAAGCUGCAUAAAACUCCAGAAACUUUCAGCUCCCCGCACCUCCCAGGACCUCCGGAUACUCCAGCGCUACCCUUCAACCUUCGAGCCAAACCAAGAUGCUACUGGUGUGAUGGGAGAGGGCAGCUCCUCCCCCUCCAGGAGCCGUGCAGCAUGGGCAGGGGAUCCCCUGGCAUCUCCAACCUCUGGAACCAAGAUGAUGCUUUCCCGAGGGUGGGUGAUAAAUCGGAAGCCUGAGCAGCCCCAGGGGGCGCCUGACCGUCAAGAGUCUGGAGGAUGGGGAUGGAGGUUCCAAAGGUGCCGGUGUGACAGGCGGCGUUUACCUGGCUGCGGAGGCAGAAGAGCAGGGGCAGGAGGCACGAGAAGAGAGAUCAGAAUCCUGAGAAUAACAACUGCAGGAACCCAUACCUUCCAGAAGGCAUCCAGAACCUCCUGGAAGAUUCUAGCAAGGACCUUCUUCCUCUUUCACCAAAACAUAUGUGUGGGGGUGGAGGACUUCCAAUUCCAAGGUCUCCUCCCAAUCUUGAUCCCCACUCUCCCUCAAAGUACUCAGAACACCAGAAGCUACAACCUGCCUAUGGUAGCCAUGGGACUAUACUGGGUCCAGCCUGGGUGUUAUGGAGAUCACGCUAUUUCACACUCCUUCAUGAUCUUUUGGACUCUGGAAUGCCAGCUCCAGAAGACUUCUCCAUCAUUCCUAGGUGCAUCCUAGGACCUAGCAUGAUACCCGGCAUGGGGCAGGGACACAAGGCACUUGGUAAGUUGACUGCCACAGUUAAGCAAAGAAGGCAAAGAGGGAGGCCAUUCCCGUUUCCAAAUCCAGGGGUCCCUUUCACAGCUGUGGUAUAUGGGCUGGUGGGGAUUGUGAUUUCUGAGGUUCUUGCCUCUACCUCAGCCUAGAUGAGCAAACCUUUAUGCAUCUACAUUCCACAAACCCCCUGAUGAGAGACCCCAUGUUUCUUUUCUGAAACUGGGCCGUGAUAUCCAGUAUUGAUUCCAGUUAAUCUUAAAAAGGACCCAGCCCCUUUCCUUGUCCAUUUCCAUGAGGACACUGAGGCUCUGCGAGAUACAGUGGCUUUGCCAGGGGUCAAGCAGCUAGGCAAUGACCAUGCCAGAACUCAGCCAGAGACCCCAACCCUGGCUCAUUGCUUUUCCACAGCACAACACUGCAGCCAGAAGGGGAGAGAGGGGAGGAGGGAAGGCAAUGUCUCUCCUCCCAGAGGAAUCACAAGGAGGUGACUCCCUGGAUCCUCUUUCUCCCUUCACCACCACUAACCAGGUCCCUGGUCUCCAACAGUCAGGAAGUUCCCCUUGAUACCUCACCUCCAUCCCCGUUCUCAAAUUCCAGACUAUUUCCUCUUAGCCUGCCUUGCCUAGAGAAGGAGAAUAGCUUGGUCACU